GCUGCCUCAGGGGUGCAGGUGGGUGCUGGGCUCCUGUGCCUGCACUGCUCCCUGCUUACCUCCCUUUUCCUGCCAGAUGCUGUGCUCGUGCCUCCCUCGUGCCACUCUUGAGGGCCUGGCCCAGCCCAAAGGCCUUUCCAGGGCCUCUUUAUUAGUGUCGACUUGUAGCUGUGGCUUGAGCAGGAAUGUGGCAGGAAUAAAGGGGGCAUUCCUGGCCAGGAACACAGCAGGCUCUGGCAGCCUGCUUACCCGAGUGAGGUCUUGGCUCCCCAUGACCACUUGGGGAUGAGGGCACUCCCACCAGCUCUGGCCCUGCUGGAGUGCAGCAUCAUCACAAGGUGGCCCUGGCCCCACACAGGACUCUGGUCCCUGCCAGGCGUCUCCCUUGGUGCAGCCCUGAUUGGUUUAAAGUCUGCACAUUAUCACCCACCUGGCUCUGGGGCUCAUAAAACCUGCAGCGACUGAGACACCUCCACCACCCUGGCUGCUGCCACUGCUGUCAGCGCGGCGCCGUCGCUAUGCUSGGCACUAAGGGCACCAUUGCUUGCUUGGCAAGGGCUCGGCGUCUGCUCCGCAUCCGGAAUCGCCUGGUGCGGGAAUGCCUGGCUGAACUGCUCUCCACUUUCGUGCUCAUUAUAAUCACCCUGAGCAGCUCUGCACAGAAGAUCACCAGCUUCGAGACCAAGGGGGACCUGUUCACCACCUACCUCGCAGGCGCCCUGGCUGUCAUGGUGGGCAUCUACAUAGCGGGGGGAAUCUCUGGGGCCCACAUGAACCCGGCGUUCUCCUUUGCUAUGUGCCUGAUGGGGCAGUUUCCCUGGUGGAAGCUUCCCAUCUUUGCGGUUGUGCAGACCUUAGGAUCUUUCAUAUCUGCUGGAGCUGUUUACAUGCUCUACUAUGGUACGGGGGAGCAACAUUGGGCGAGGGUGAUGCUGGGGUGGCCAGGCUUACGGACAUGCUCUGCCUCUGCCCCCCCAGAUGCCAUCUGGCACUACAGCAACGGGACCCUUACUGUCUCUGGCCCCCGGGAAACUGCCUCCAUCUUYGCCACCUACCCAGCUGACUACGUCUCCAUCGCCAACGGCUUCUUGGACCAAGUGAUCGGCACAGGAGUGGUGAUCCUGGGCGUCAUGGGCAUCAUGGACACCCGCAACAAGGGUGUCCCCAAGGGCAUGGAACCACCAAUYGUGGCUCUGGUGAUCCUCUCUGUUGGCUGCUCCAUGACAGCCAACUGCGGCUGUCCCCUGAACCCUGCACGUGACAUGGGGCCCCGGCUCUUCACCUAUGUGGCAGGCUGGGGCCCAGAGGUUUUCAGCAGGGGCAAUGGGUGGUGGUGGGUGCCACUGAUAGCACCAAUGCUUGGAGCCGCCGUGGGCACAUACCUGUACCAGCUCUUUGUGGCUUUCCACCACCCGGAGGAGGACAGCGACGUCCUGGCAGAGCAGGGCUCCAUCGUUCUAGUCAACACCGCCAUCGACCAAGACAUUGCGAUGUCACCYACGCAGAAGGACACUGGGGGGACAGCGGCUGCCGAGUCUCCCCCAUCACCGUGCGCCAGCAGCACGGGUUCCCCCACGGUCCCUGYCACACCAUUAAAAACGUCCUGAGGGCACGGGGUGUCUUGUCUGUGGGCAUGGAGGUGCGGGGAUAUGGUGGAAGCAGUGA
Molecule: messenger RNA, 1665 nt
Organism: Malurus melanocephalus (red-backed fairy wren)
Lineage: Eukaryota; Metazoa; Chordata; Aves; Passeriformes; Maluridae
Gene: AQP10
Product: aquaporin 10
Exons: 5
Coding region: 519-1607 (362 amino acids)
Biological process (GO): water transport; glycerol transmembrane transport
Cellular component (GO): plasma membrane; basolateral plasma membrane
Molecular function (GO): glycerol channel activity; urea transmembrane transporter activity; water channel activity
Source: RefSeq, a predicted model, not a curated record